Messenger RNA from Monodelphis domestica (gray short-tailed opossum), 905 nucleotides. It is a transcript of the gene PRXL2B, whose product is annotated as peroxiredoxin like 2B. Lineage: Eukaryota; Metazoa; Chordata; Mammalia; Didelphimorphia; Didelphidae. Gene Ontology annotation, biological process: prostaglandin biosynthetic process. Gene Ontology annotation, molecular function: prostaglandin F synthase activity. The record is from RefSeq and is a predicted model, not a curated record.
AUUGGCUGACACCUCAUGCAUAUACAUAUCAGGUGGUUGGUCAAUCCAAGUCUGUGUCAGCAGGGCAGCCUGGGGCCAGGUACAUCCGGCCGGCCCCCAGAGCUGGAGCAGGCACCCUUGGGGGUACGGAGAUGAGCACCCUGGACCUGGCCCGGGUGGGCGCUUGUGUGCUCAAGAAUAUAGCGACUGGAGAAGCUGUGGAGCUGCGGAGCCUGUGGCAGGAGCGUACCUGCGUGGUCCUGGCGCUGCGGCGCUUCGGCUGCAUGGUGUGUCGCUGGAUCGCCCAGGAUCUGAGCAGCAUCAAGGACCUCCUGGACCAGCAUGAGGUGCGCCUGGUGGGCAUCGCCCCGGAGACCCUGGGCCUGCAGGAGUUUCAGGAGGGACAUUACUUUAAAGGAGAACUGUAUCUCGAUGAGAGUAAGCAGAGUUACAAGGAGCUGGGAUUUAAGAGGUACAACACCCUGAGCAUCAUCCCUGCUGCUCUUGGGAAGCCAGUCCGAGAUGUUGCUGCCAAGGCAAAGGCCAUUGGCAUCCAUGGGAACUUCUCUGGUGACCUGCUGCAAAGUGGAGGGAUGUUAAUUGUCAACAAAGGUGGUGACAAGGUACUGCUGCAUUUCAUCCAGAGCUCUCCCGGGGACUACGUUCCCCUGGAAACCAUCCUCCAGACAUUGGGCAUCUCUUCGGAUGCUCGCUCUGGCGCGAAGCCUCAGUGCAAUGAGGACGUGUGCAUGAGAUGAUGGGUGACAGCCAGAACCCCCACCCCCUGCCUCAUUCCUGUAGACUUCCUCCUCCCGAGCCUCUUCCCAGGAGAGCCCCCCUACAAGAGCCUGGAACAGAGCCAAGACCUGCCUGAGAGCCGUACCUGACCUGUGAAUGCUAUUCAUUAAAAUUGGGUUAUCGAAUGA